AUGAUUAAUAUUAAUGAAAUUUGUUGUUGGGGACAAACAACACCGAGUAAUCGUAAUUUUACUGAAGGUGAAAGACUUUUGAAAGCAGGUCAUGUGAUUAAAUGUGGAAAAAAUCAAGUCGAAAUAUAUUUGUUAUUAUAUACACCAUUAGGUUUAAUUAUUUUACUUAUACGAAUAUUAUGUGGAAUAAUUGCAUUAUUACUUGCAUCGGCUUUACCUGAUGUGUCAACAUUACGUACAACAAUUACAAAUUUAUUCAGUUUCUGUUUUGGUAUAUUUAUUAAAAAACAGGAUUGUCAUCAUCGAGAUUGUAAUGUUAAAAUUAUUGUUAGUAAUCACAUCUCUAGAUUAGAUCAUUUAGCUUUACAUAUAGCAGCUGAUAGUUACACGCCAACAAAAUAUCGCAUGCAAGAUAUAUUAGAAAAUGCGUUGGGACUCAUACACGUCAAUCGAAAUAUAACAUCAGAUGCAGUAAUUAACUCGGAUAAAGUAUUAGCUUUUUUCCCUGAGGAGGCAAUUACAAAUGGUAAAGGUUUAUUAAAAUUUAACACGAAAAUAUUCGAUUGUGAUAUAAAUGUACAACCAGUUGCUUUACGGAUAUGGCGACCACCGAUUGCUGAAGUUGCUGUUAAAUCGUUAGGAUCGCAAUGGUGGUCAGAUGUUAUGUCAUAUUUAUUUGUUCCAUACACAUUGUAUACAGUUCAAUUUUUACCUGUUAUCAAAAAGCAACAAAUAUCUGAAGACCAACAGUUCGGUGAAGUUGUUCGAGAUGCUAUUGCUGAAUGUUUAGGAAUUCCAAAAACAAAUUUAACAGCACGUGAUAUGGUCGAAUAUGAAAAACGUUAUUUAAUGGAUCAACGACGUGCAAUGUUACGAAAUCCAACAGAAUCGCCAUCAACAUCACGACAUACACGUAUCGAUCCAAAUUUAGAAAUGAUGGCGCGUCAAGUAAAAGAAGUGCUUCCAUUAGUACCACAGCAUGUGAUCAUACAAGAUUUAACAAAGACACGUAAUAUUGAUUACACAAUUUCAAAUAUAUUAGAUGGGCAUGUCCGUUAUACACCUGAAACACCUAGUACUACGCCAACAACGCAACAAUUAUCAACGCCGUCUACAUCAUCGUCCAAUGAGUCAAUGUCAACACAACAAAAACAAAUGAAUUUUCCAAAAUCAGCUAAUGCGCGUAUGCAAUCAUUUCAAGAGCGUAAACGUGAACUUAUUGAGAAUGCUCGGAAGAAGUAUAUUGAGAAACAUGGGUUAAAUAUUGCAUUGAAUAAUUGUUAAAUUUAUUUAUAGAUUCAGAAAAAAAAGCUUCUUAAUCAAGUAAUAUUUUUGAUUAAACAAUGAUACUUGUUUUUAAACAUACUUAGAGAAAAGCUCUUGCAUUUGAACAAAUGUAAAAUUAAACGGCGAAGAAAGUGAAGUAUAAAUAUUUGAAUGU
Chrysoperla carnea is the source of this 1441-nucleotide messenger RNA. RefSeq names its product lipid droplet-regulating VLDL assembly factor AUP1-like. Gene Ontology annotation, molecular function: ubiquitin binding. The record is from RefSeq and is a predicted model, not a curated record. The coding region runs from base 1 to 1284 and encodes 427 amino acids. NCBI's taxonomy places the organism in Eukaryota, Metazoa, Arthropoda, Insecta, Neuroptera, Chrysopidae. The transcript has 4 exons. Gene Ontology annotation, cellular component: membrane.